Molecule: messenger RNA, 8731 nt
Organism: Varanus komodoensis (Komodo dragon)
Lineage: Eukaryota; Metazoa; Chordata; Lepidosauria; Squamata; Varanidae
Gene: SYTL2
Product: synaptotagmin like 2
Exons: 12
Coding region: 387-6068 (1893 amino acids)
Biological process (GO): exocytosis; intracellular protein transport
Cellular component (GO): exocytic vesicle; plasma membrane
Molecular function (GO): small GTPase binding; neurexin family protein binding
Source: RefSeq, a predicted model, not a curated record
GAGCGGGCGGGCGCCUGCACUCCCCCUCCGCGGGGCGAGCCGCGGGGCGAGAGCAGGAAGGAGGAAGGCGGAGAGCCGAGCGGGCGCCGCGCUGCUGGUCCGGAGAGCGCGCAGGUGAUGCUCUCAUUGAGGUGGAGUGUGGUGCCAGUCCAGCGAGUUGUCCAAGCAUGAAGCAGGCUCUCCGCUAGCGUGCAUGUGAUGUGAGCAAUCCAGGAAUGCCAUGCCCUGUUGAGAGACUCUUGGCUGCAGAAGUGCAACUCCUUGUUUAGGCAAGAAAAGCAAAUGCAAGGAUCUUUUUAGCUACUGUUUGCUCUGGAGCACCUUGGUCAAGACUUCCUAGGUUGUUCUUCCCUGUUUUCUCCUUGCUUACACGCGAAACUAGCAAGAUGAUCGACCUAAGCUUCCUCACGGAUGAGGAGCAAGAGGCAAUCCUGAAAGUGCUCCAGCGGGAUGCAGAUCUGAAGAGAAUUGAAAAUGAGAGGGUCAGGCAUUUACCUGAAAAAGUGAGAGAUGAAAGUCAGGUCAAGAACAUGAGUGGGCAGUGGUUUUACGAAGCCAAGGCCAAGAGGCACAGAGAGAAAAUAUAUGGUGCCGACAUCGUUCGGGCAUCCAUCAGGAGGAAGCCGCUGACAACAGCUGGGAUGACUCCAAGGAAGCCAGGCAAAACAGAGAACAGCUGGGUGAACAAUGUUAAUAAAGAAGUCCUUGUACCACCAGAGCUGUUGGAAGAGACAGAAGGCAAAAUGAAACCUAACCAGAGCCCUAAAGGAUUCAGUAUGGCCGUUGACACAUUAGAGACACCCAAGGAGGAUGCGCAAAAGCCAGCAGUCUCACCAUCUAAGCAAAGGAAGAAUCCAUUUAAUGAUGCAAGUUUACCAGAAGAUCAUGCAAAAAUUGAGCGGGCUGAAAAUGGAAUGAAUGGUUUAUCAGAGCCAACAGGGAAAGAAGCACAUAUGCCUUCAGCAGAAGACCAACCCAGGAUAGGCCUAACACCCUACACGAGUGUAGGAAGUCCAGAGCAGGCUUCUGUAGGACUGAGUGAAGCAGGAAAACCUCCUGUACCAAGAGCUCGGAAAAAUGCCCACAAGACCUCAGAUGUCAGCUUGAGAAAUGAAAAUCCCCUCCCCAAAGCGCCUAGAAGGAUCAAGCAGGUGAAUGGCCAAGGGACGCCACCCCGGGGCAUCCUGAAACGCAGCUCCAGCUCCAGUUCCACAGACUCCGAAAUGUUCCGUCUGAGCCAAAACAUGGACUCAUCCAAUAAAACUGGACUCCCAGCCUCAGCUAUCCUUGAAGACGUUCCUGCAGGGGAAGCAGAAGGCUUCUCGCAAAACUCUUUGGAAAGACUAAAGCAAGUCAGGUUCUCCUCCAGCGUAAGUAGGAAAGGGCAUCCACCGAGUCAUGAGUCGCACACAGGCAAAGAAUCGGGAGAGUUCAGUCUGUUAGACUCUGACUCCAUUAAGACCAACGAAGGCCGAGUGAGUGGCGUGGAGGCGCUUCAGAGUGAGCAGUCCCGGCCAGCAACGCCUCCUCAGUCCUAUUCUCCAGCUUUAAAUGGAAACGCUAAGGACAGAGGAGAAUUUCAAGAAAGUGGAACAGCGCCAGGUUCUCACAAGCCAAGCAGCGCAGAUCCACCCCCUGGCCCCUUGCAGGCUGUCGAAAGCCAACUUGCGGAACCCUCCCUUCCGAGUGGGUCUUCCAGCCAAGCGUGUCCCGGUGCUGGAGAAGCGGAAACUCAUGAGGUGCCCCCUCAGAUCACGACAAAACAGCCGAGUCCUGAGUCAGAGGCCUUCCCAAAAAGCACCACUGACCAGCAGUUGCCUUUGGCUAAGCCAGAAGAGCCUCAGGUGCCCAAAGGAGGCUCUGCAGACCCUGAACAAGAAAGGAAACUUGCAGAGAAAAGGAGCCUGCACAAGACAAGGGAGUUGACGGUAACCGGAGAAGAUCACGGAUCAAGCCCAGGUGUGCUGAGAGGAAAGCCUACCAGCCAGAACGACCAGUCCCGUGACCCAGUAUUUGCGAAGAAUGGAAGACCAGUCAGCCUACUGGUAGGAGAAGAAAGAAGCUUCACUCAAGGCAAAGCAGAAGAGACGGCAGGCUCUGCCCACCAGAGGCCAUGCGUUCAAACUGGCGAGAGAGCACAUAUUCUGACCACUGGCCAGGACAUGAACAAGAGAGAUGAUGUGGGUGUGGAAGGCAAGGGUGAAGUGGAGGAUGGAAAUACUUCAUGCGGAGAACUGAAGGUUGAAGAUAAAACAGUUAAACCGGGUUUGAAGAGUGCUGAUCCUUCUUUUGGAGGGGCAAUGAAAGGGAGAAAUAGUACACAUAGAUACACUGAUGGGGAGAGAGAUGUCAGAUCUUUAUUGGAAGAAGGAAACCUUGAGCAACCAUCUGGAGAGCUUCAUAAAAAACAUAAAGGAAAGGAAUCUGGAUUAUUGGAUGAUGAAAAUACGCACCGCACCAACCAAGGGGCCUUGUUGCAGCCACAUGAAUUCAAACAGUCAUCUCUGAUGGGGGAUAACAGAAAAGUCAAGGACAUCAGGGCUUUCUGGGAAGGAGAGAAGAUAACCCCAAAACUGGCAAAUAAAGAAGAUGACUUAAAUGAAAGCUCCUCUGCUAGUAACACGAGACCAACCUAUAGAAACAAAGUCAGCAGAACAAAGUCAGUGGGUGAAUCUUCAGGAUAUGUCACAGGUGAAUCUGACAAUGAACAAAGCAAGUCUAAUCCAGUUACCUUCAGAAAAAUUGAAUUACGUGAGGAUGUCUCUGAACCCAAAGAUGAUGAGAUUACAUUGUCUUCAGGAGAAACUAGAAAAACCCUAAUGGCUAAAUCCAAAGGGAGCCAUCCUGCAGACAGAUCUGGUGAAACAGUUCCAAGUGACCAGAAGAAUGUUGAAGGGACACGACAUCCAGAUGUAGAUCAUAUGCACCCGAGAUGCAAUGCAGAGUCACCUGGCAGUGAGAAUGGACCUUUCCAAGGCAUUGCUUUUGGGAAAGAGAGGACUUCCCCUACUCUACACCAGGAGCCUCCCUUUAAGAUUCAUUCUUUAAAGCAAAAAAUAGAUGAUGAGUCAAAGACUCAGAUGCUCAGUCCAGCAGAGUUUCAAAGCCUGAGAAGUUUUUGGGAUGUGGGGACCAAGCCUCAGAGCAAGGCUGAUGAGGCCAAGCCAAGGAUGGUCGCCUCAAGGAGUAGAAAUAGUAGUACAGGAAGUUAUCUGAAAGAGUCAGAGCAGCCGAAAGAACUAGGAACUACUCAGGCUGUUAUGGGAGAUGAACAACAAAAGUUCCCAGAAGAAAGAACGAGGGAACCAAAAAAUUCACCUUUAGAAGCAAUAAGGGUGACUUCAAAGCAAGCAGGACAACUUGUGCUUUCUCGAUCGAUGACUGCUGUGCCGAUGGGAAGCUUAGAGUUUGCCCUAACAGAGGGGAACUACUGUGAGGGAAAAGCUGUGCUUCCAGUAAAAGAGUAUGUAGAAAAAACAGUUGUUCCAUCAAAAGUACAACACAAUUUGUUUAAGAGAAACUUGCAGAAUCUGUUGAUAGACUCAUCUCCGGAGUCCUCAUUGGUUUCCCUGCCUGCUGAUGAGGAAGGGGUUGCACAGGCAGAUGGACAGAUGCCUUCUACUGACCAGGCACGGCAGGAUAGGGUUGCUUCUGUAGACACAGAUGGAAAAGCUGAACUUCCAGCAAGGGAGGUGAUUGAGACGGUAAACCAAACUUUGGUCUCCCAUAAAGCCAACCCUGAUGCUUUUAAGACUGGCCUAGAGAGACUGCUGAAGGAAAGUGCAGAUGUGAAAACCGUUUUUAGACCCCCGAUAGUGGUGGAUAGUCCUGAACAAGCAGUUCCUGCAUUGGAGAAGAAGCGUUUCUUUAACAAGGUGAUGGAGCGCAGUCAUUCUGCUUCCCCCAGUGAUCAACAAGAGGCCCUGGUGGAGUCUCAAGAAAGGGAAGAAACUCCCCCCAAUUAUAUCUUGUCCAAAGAUCAACCUGUUAAAUAUAAAGCAGUUGUAGGGCAUUUGCCUGCAAUCACAAAAGAAUCAAAUUCAGUGCCUGAGAAAGCACCUAACAAGGAGGAAGGCCAAACAUCUCUUAACAAAAUUCCUUCUCAGAAAGAAGCCUUCCAGAUUCCAUCACUGAAAAUGACACUACCUGAAGCUUGUCUUGCCACUCAGGACAGCACAAAUGCUCCUGGGAAAGAGGUUUUUGAAACAGCGACAGAAAGGACGGUUCCACCAAACAAGGAAUGCCAUGAUCUGAAUGCCAAACUAGUCUGCCUUCUGAAAGAAUCAAGAAUGCCUUGUGCUUCACCAGUGAGGGAGAAUAUUCUGAAAACACCAUCCAGGAGUGUUCCUGGAGACAGUCAGCAAAGGCUGUUGACCGAAAAGUCCAUUCUUUCUAUGCCUCAAACAGCUAAAUCUUCAAGUGAGACAGGUGAGCAAAGUGCAGAUGCCAGUAAAGAUGGUGGCAAUAAACUGACCACAGAAAAAGGUGAACCGAUUCAAGAAGCAGCUGCAGUGUUCCCAUUUAGAAAGCAGAAAAAUGAAAAUGCCCUGGGGCAGAGCGUUACUGUUAAUGAGCAACCGGUGGAUGUGGCAGAGACAGUAGUGAAAACCAUUAAGCCAAAUUCAUUUGAACAUGCACCAUUUAAAGCCAGGUUACAGAAGCUGGAAGCAGACUCCGCGCUGCUCAAAGAGACAAAUGGUUCCAGCACAUCACAGGCUACCCCACAUCCCCAUCCAAAUGUGAGUCCGGUUCAUGAUAAAGAUGCAGCACGUCCUCAAGAACUAUUUGAAACCAUUGAAAAAGUUAGGGCUCCAUCUAAUGCCAGGCAGGCGGAGCUCAGUGCCAGCUUGCAACGAUUGCUCAAGGAAGAUUCCAAAGUCCUGCCGAAAAGCACAUGCCAUAAUAAUGGGACAGAAUUUGAGAGCAAAUUUAACCAGACUGUAGAUUCGGUUGGCAAAAAGGAAAUAGGUCAGGGACCAGAAAUUAACGAAAUGAUAGACAAAACGGUUGCUCCACCCAGAUUGAACCAGCAAGAAUUUUGUUCAGGUGUACAGAAACUACUUGAAGAAGCUGCCCAGACUGCCAAAGUGAAGGACAGCAGGCAGGCCAGUCUUGGCGUACAGAGCAGCAUGGACUUUCCUGCAGAAGCAAAUGAAACGGUGGUAAAGUCAGUUGCUCCACCAAACGUGGAUGCAGCAUACAACUCCAGGUUAGAAAAGCUCAUUAGGGAAGGUUCUGAUGCUGCUUUGCAAAUGUCCAAGGAAGGCAUUCAGGGAGCAACAGGCAUCUCCACACCACUGAUAAAAGAGAGCGUAUCUGUCAGAAUGGCACCACCAGUUGAGAGCACAUCAGGUGACUAUACGAGUAUGGUUAAAAUACCCUUCAAGGGCAAAACUUCCCAACAAGAUGCCCAAACAGUAGAGAAAGCAAAGACUUGGGGUGUCCAUGAAAAUAAUGCAGUUUUCCAAAAAACUAUCCAAGUUAACCUAGCCUCAACUGCAGCACCAGAUCUGCAAAAAGGGAAGGAUUCCCCCAUUCUUAGCAGGACAGAUGAUGCAGAGGGUAAAUAUGGAAGUUGGGGAGAAGCGGAGACAAGUGCAACACCGGAUGGAUCCCAAAGCGCAAGCACCUCACUUGGAGAAAGCAAAGGCCCUCUUAAAAUAAGUAAAGUUGAGCUUCUGCUCGCUGCUUCUCAUGAUGGGGACAAGGAUGAGGAAGAUGACGAUGAUGCAUCAGAUCUUUUAGGUGAAAACAGCCGUUCCAUUGUGGGAAUCCAAAGAAGUUCAACCCGUUCUGAAGAUGAAAUAAACCCUGUUUUGAAGGCUUUGAAAAGGAGUUCAAAUAGGCAAAUUCCUUCCAAAAGUCUAGAGGACAUACCAUCAGCCACAUCAAAUAAAGAACAAGUAAACCUUCCGAAGGAUGACAUAAUGCUUAGUGCUGAAGAUGUUUCCACAGCACCUUCUUUCCCUGACAGCCAGUUCUCCAAUCCGGAAAAAAUCAAAAUGAUGAGCAAAUCAGUUCCGGCAUUUCUGCAGGAUGAGGCAAGUUUUUACUUUUGCACGUCUUAGAAAUCUUGGGCAUUGUUUCAAGGGAGCGCUGGUGUGCCCGUGGAGCUAUGCCUUAAUGUAGACUUAAACGAAAUAAGAAUAUAAUUAGAAGAACUUGUUCCAGAGGGAAUGGGCUGGAGAAGUGAAUCUUGGGAAUUUCUGUUUGUGAUGCAUUAUGUUUUGAAUUAGAGGGUUAAACUGAGAGGAUGAGGAGGGUAGGAGUGUGAAAUAACUUGGCUCAGAGUAGCAGUUUCGACCUGAUGACCUACACUGCUAUCCCACCCUGUUAAUUUGUGGUGGUUUAGAUACAACUUAGUGAAGUAUGUAGAUUUGGGUACAAAAUGGUAUCUGCUUUCACCAUGGUCUGAAGAUGACCCUGAAUUAACCCAGCCAAGGUAUCAAUAAGUAGUUAGUGAUACCUUGGUUUUCCUGUGAGAAACCAGGGUUGGCAAUAAUUUCAACCAUGAACCAUGAAGAAGGUUUGCUAGGAAAGGCUGCUGAUGGUCCGUACCUGAUCCAGAACAGAUCCCCUUGGUUCUUUCAGUCUGUCUUUGGGAUCUUUCCCUAACUUUCCAUUAAACAGCUUUUAUAACUACUGCAGUCGCUAGAACCAAAGCUUCCCCCACUUCUCCUGAGCGUGUUCUUUUGUAAAUGUCUCAAAUUAGCUGCUUACGGGAAACACGAAUCAAACAAUGAAUCAAAAUUUUGAAUUAAUGUUGCAAUCAUCUCUUGAUCAAGUAAUAAUGUCUAACAUAGAAUAGAUACCCUGGAGCAAAGGCUGACAGUAAAGUGGAUGAGAUCUACUUAAAGGAAGGAGUACAUCACAAGGCAAUGCAGUGCAAUGUUAGAAUUGGUGCUAAGAAAAUGCUGCCUGGAGCUAACAUCGAGUCAGUCUAAACCAAAGCAAUCCCGGCUAAUGCUUGGCCACACUUCCCCUGGAAACCUUAAGGGAAGGAAAUGACAGGGUCUUUUAGGGGGCGAUCCCAUGGGUCUGCCCAUGACUUGAGGGACUGUGGCCAUCCCAAGUACAGCAAGAGAAGCGUGGAGGAGAGGGUUGCCUCUGUGCUCUUGGCAAAGCAGUUGGACAGCCUAUUUCAGCCAUCUGACUGCAGCAUUUCAGAGGGGAAGGGACGCCUGCCAAGGUAGUACCAGGAUAUAGUCUGUCCUGGCAGUGCCAGUCUCCUCUCUUCCAAAUGACCUUUAAACCUCUUCUCUGAGCUCAUCCCUCCAAGCUUGAAGAAGCCACUAAUGUGGCAGAGCGGAAUCCGCACGUGAACCUCCAGUUGCAAGGUUGGAACACUUGUCUGACCUUGUGUCUGGGAAUCCAAACCUUCCUGUGGCCCUCUAGGCACCAGCCGGGGGCCAUGGAACAGCUCUACCCAGGCACUUGGCCAGCCGCUGAAUUGAUCUUAUUAGGUAGGUAAAUAGAGUUACCUAAUAUUUAAUUUGACUCUGCUGUUCCUCCAGCAUGAAUCCCACUAUUGUAACAUUCUGGUUACAAGAAGCAAACCUGCACAUGAGUCCUUCUGGGGCAGGUUAUAGUCGCCUUUGGUCUAGUGAGAUGGGAAAGUAUCUCCAAAUCGCUUAGUCCAGCCACCGUGUGCAAAGGGAAAAUAAGCAGAAUGCACAGAAUGUGUGGCUGGGCCCUGCUUGCCUGUGUGUGCAUGCAGGCGAAUCCAGAAUGCUAAUGUGUGUUGGGGAAAUGACAUGUGGCCCAUGACAUGUAGACCGUAACGAGCCAGUUCAGGGUCGACUGGUGCUCACUUAACAGAGAAUGUCAAAGCAAGCCAUUUAAAACAACAAGUUUGUCUAUAAUUAAGAACUAUUUUCUUGCUUAGCUGAUACCAUUUUUUUAAAAAAGAAAGCUUCAGAUGUUUUCCUAUAAAAGGAUUGCAAUACCGCUUUCACACAUGCAUGCACAUACCUUGCUUAUUCCCACAAGCCCAAAGGGGACCAAAGGAUUAUGAGCCAUAAAAUAAGUCACUUAUUGCAUUGCUGCUCGGUGAAACUGAGGGAGCCACUUCAGUGGACUGGGGUGGAAUUAAAACAGAUCUCCUUUCCUCGAAGAACGAAAUGGUUGGCGGCACAGGGGCGGAACACAGAACGGUCUUGUCUUACCACUUCGUGUCAUUCUGCCUUCCCCCCCACAAGUACAGAUAUAUUCUUGCAUGAAAACGUGCACGUGACUUGAGGUUUCCAUCAUUAACUGUAUGCCCAGCAGUAAGUCUUGGCGGAUGUGCUGGAAUUGUGCUGCAUGGCAAUAUUCGUACUGCUUUUCGAACACCCGCGCAAACUUUUUUCCCUGUCUUUGUGUAAUAUCUUGUAGAGCGAUGACAGAGAGGCAGAUUCAGCAUCAGACAGCAGUUUCCCACUUGGCAGAAUCAAGAAGAGCCCCAGUUCGCUAACCAAUCUUAGUGGCUCUUCCGGCUUGGCGUCCUUGUCGUCUGUAUGUAAACAAAAGCUUCAGUUAACAUCGCUGCUUUCCCUACCUCUACAGUAGUAGCAAAACUUCUGUGUUGAAAUGCUUGAUGCCGUGACAAAUGCUUCUUCCUUAGCUGUAACACCCAAAUGUUUUCUUGCAAAAAUACUACCCCUUAACCUAAAUUAACCUCUCAUUUGCCCCUGCCCAUUGCACCCAACUUUUGGGGACCCUUCCAAGUGCUUGCCGUCACUCUUCCUGAACA